AUGAACUUCGUGCUGGCAGAGUUCAUCACGAAGCUGGUACUGACCAGUAUACUCUUGUCUGCUAGUGCAAUUAUGUCCAGGAGGAGCACUAGACUGUACGUGGAAGACGGCGACGAAAUGGAGCCAGCACCAGCUACAACCACCACAGAGCCCAAGGUCGUGGAGACGGCCACGACUCCACUUGUCGAUAUGGAGAGAACAGUCUCUGCCAGUAGCCACACAAGCACUGCGACAAACACCUCAAGCAGCAGCUCUCUGAGCUCAGAGGGAUCCGCUGCUGUGGAUGUCCACCGGGUGUUUGCAAAUAACCUUAGCCAUGGCCUUGACCAUGAUCUCAGGUUCCAUGCUGCACCUUCUGGCCUGCACAGACCCCACAACUUUGGACUGGUUCUCCCCGGAGUGUAUCGGAGCAGUUACCCUAAGGCGGAGGACUACGAAUUCAUUCAAGGGCUGAAGUUGAAGACGAUUGUAACCCUGGUCCACAAAGACUUUCCUGAUGCUUACAAGUCAUUCAUCACAACAAAUGGCAUCCGGCAUCAUAUCUUCAACAUGAAAGGAACCAAAAAGGAAGAGAUCCCCUUGAAGACCAUGCAGGCAAUUCUCAGCAUUGUCAUGAACAAGCAAAACUACCCCUUGCUUAUUCACUGCAAUCAUGGCAAGCAUCGAACCGGCUGUGUCGUGGCUGCUGUGCGGAAAAUUGCUGGCUGGGAGCUUUCCACUAUUCUGGAAGAGUAUAGAACAUAUGCUGCUCCCAAGGCCCGCGAGUGUGAUAUCGAGUAUAUCACAAAAUUCCAGGUGGCAAGCCUAACUGGCGUGUUGGCGGCGAGGGGACCAACUGCCCACUUUCGAGUCCACAACUUCUUUCGAGCCACUCUAUUGACAUUUGUUGUCCUCGUCAUCUGGCUCGUUAGCGGCAGGGAGAUUGAAGAGGCUCGGCAACCACCGGACAAUAGGCAAGAGGCUGAGACGAUGAACUGA
This is a messenger RNA of Phaeoacremonium minimum UCRPA7, 978 nucleotides long. Its product is annotated as putative tyrosine-protein phosphatase siw14 protein. The record is from RefSeq and is a predicted model, not a curated record. The transcript has 3 exons. Gene Ontology annotation, molecular function: inositol diphosphate tetrakisphosphate diphosphatase activity; phosphatase activity. Gene Ontology annotation, biological process: protein dephosphorylation. The coding region runs from base 1 to 978 and encodes 325 amino acids. Gene Ontology annotation, cellular component: cytoplasm. NCBI's taxonomy places the organism in Eukaryota, Fungi, Ascomycota, Sordariomycetes, Togniniales, Togniniaceae.